Manduca sexta (tobacco hornworm) is the source of this 6046-nucleotide messenger RNA. RefSeq names its product importin-7 (gene msk). The transcript is spliced from 14 exons. The record is from RefSeq and is a predicted model, not a curated record. Gene Ontology annotation, cellular component: nuclear envelope; cytosol. Gene Ontology annotation, molecular function: small GTPase binding. The coding region runs from base 125 to 3277 and encodes 1050 amino acids. Gene Ontology annotation, biological process: protein import into nucleus. Lineage: Eukaryota; Metazoa; Arthropoda; Insecta; Lepidoptera; Sphingidae.
UAUCAGAUGUCACGUGACCACGUCCAUAGACAAAUCGUCUUUUUUACCUCCACGCCCGGUGCCGGCGGCUCGUGCCCCGUGUGGAAAAUUGAUUUUUAAGUUAUUUAAUGUUAAAGUUUUAAAAAUGGAUACGAGAAAGUUAACGGAAAUUUUACGUGCCACCAUUGAUCCAAAUCAACGGCAGCAAGCUGAGGAACAACUAUCUCAGAUCCACAAGAUAAUAGGGUUCGCGCCGUCGCUCCUGCAAGUGGUGAUGUUAAAUGAGGUAGCUAUACCAGUCCGUCAGGCUGGCGUUGUGUACCUCAAGAACCUAAUCACGUCAGGAUGGCAGGAAAAGGAGCCAGAGGAGGGCGAGCCAAUACCCUUCAGUAUCCACGAGCAGGACCGAGCCAUGAUCAGGGACAUAAUCGUCGACGCCGUUAUACAGGCCCCUGACAUAAUCAGGGUGCAACUGUGUGUCUGUCUCAAGACCAUCAUAAAAUAUGAUUUCCCAGAGCGCUGGACGCAGAUUGUAGAUAAAAUUCACAUUUACCUCCAGAAUCCAGAUGCUAAUAGUUGGAUGGGAGCGCUUCUCUGUCUAUACCAGUUGAUAAAGAAUUACGAGUAUCAUUUAGCAGAGAAGAGAGUACCGUUGAUUGAGGCUAUGAAUCUACUCCUGCCUAUGAUGUACAAUCUCAUAGUGAAUUUGCAAGCCGACCAUUCUGUUGAAUCUGUGCUCAUCCAGAAGCAAAUACUGAAGUGCUUCUAUGGUUUAAUCAAAUACAUACUACCAUUGGACUUGAUAAGCCGCGAGACAUUUACCAAGUGGAUGGAGGUACUCCGGGCGGUCAUGGAGCAGCCGGUCCCUGAGCACACGCUGCAAGUGGACAUUGACGAGCGACAAGGGCUGCCGUGGUGGAAAUGCAAGAAGUGGGCCGUGCACACACUAUACAGACUGUUCGAAAGAUACGGCAGUCCCGUUAACGCUAGAGAGGAGUACGUGCAGUUCGCUGAGUGGUACCUCACGACGUUCACCGGAGGCAUACUGGAGGUUCUGCUGCAAGUGCUAGAUCAGUACAGAAACAAGGUCUACAUAUCGCCAAGGGUUCUGCAGCAGACGAUCAGCUAUAUCGACCAGUGCGUGAGUCACGCGCACUCGUGGAAGCUGCUCAAGCCGCAUAUGUUCGCCAUCAUCCAGGACGUGUUGUUCCCGCUCAUGUCGUACUCUGAGAGCGACGAGGAGCUCUGGAACACCGACCCGCACGAAUACAUACGGAUCAAGUUUGACAUAUUCGAAGACUUCGUAUCCCCGGUGACGGGGGCUCAGACACUACUCAUAUCCGCGUGCAAAAAGCGGAAGGGCAUGCUCGAGCGCACUAUGCACCUCUGCAUGCAGGUGCUCACCAGCCAGAAUGGAGAGUAUGGGCCGAAACAACGCGACGGCGCCCUGCACAUGGUCGGAACGCUCAACGACAUUCUCAUCAAAAAGAAGUUCUACAAAGAAGAAAUCGACUCUCUCCUCAGCCAAUAUGUGUUCCCAGAGUUCCACAGUCCACUGGGCUACAUGCGAGCCAGGGCUUGCUGGGUCCUGCACUGCUUCGCGAACAUUCGCUUCAAGACCGAGCCGUUGCUGCUCGAAGCAGUGCGGCUGACCAUUAACGCGCUGCUUACGGACGCCGAGCUGCCGGUGAAGGUGGAGGCCGCGAUCGCGCUGCAGAUGCUGCUCACGUCGCAGGAGAAAGUGCACAAAUACCUUGAGCCUCAGGUCAAAGAGGUCACCACAGAGUUGCUAAAGGUCAUUCGCGAAACCGAAAACGACAACAUCGCAAACGUUCUACAGAAGAUUGUGCCAAUGUACACCGAACAGCUGAUGCCGAUGGCAUUCGAAAUCACCGACCACUUGGCUACCACAUUUAGCAAAGUGAUCGAGACGGACUCCGGAACCGAUGAGAAGGCCAUCACGGCGAUGGGCCUGCUCACCACUAUGGAGACUGUGCUCAACGUGAUGGAAGACAACCCCGAGAUCAUGGCGCAGCUCGAGAAGACCGUGCUGCGUGUCGUCGGACACAUAUUGCACCACAACAUCAUUGAAUAUUACGAGGAAGCUAUGACUUUGCUCUGCAACCUGACUGCAAAGACCAUCUCCGAGGACAUGUGGAAGGUUCUGGAGCUGCUGUACCAGGUGUUUGAGAAGGAGGGCUUCGACUACUUCAUGGACAUGAUGCCGGUGCUGCACAACUACGUGACGGUCGACACGAACGCGUUCCUCUCCAACGAGAAUCAUAUACUGGCCAUGUUCAAUAUGGCUAAAGCGGUCCUCAACUCGGAUGCUGAAGAUGAGUCCGAGAUAUAUGCUGCGAAGCUUCUGGAGGUGAUGGUGCUGCAGUGCUCGGGCAAGAUCGACAACUGCCUGCCUUCGUUCGUGGAGCUGGUGCUGAACAGGCUCACCAGGAAAGUGAAGACCUCUGAGCUCAGGACUAUGUUACUGCAGGUCCUCAUAGCUAUCCUGUACUGCAACCCGCACCUACUGUUCUCAAUCCUUGACAAGCUGCAGGAGUCAGUCCCGAACGCGUCCAUCACACAGCACUUCAUAAAGCAGUGGAUACACGACACCAACUGUUUUAUGGGGCUACAUGACAGAAAGUUGUGCGUGCUAGGCAUCUGUACUCUGCUCGAGAUGGGUCCCCAGAGGCCGAAUCUUGAAGAGUUCAUCCCAAAGCUGCUGCCGUCGUGCCUGAUGCUGUUCGACGGACUCAAGCGGGCUUACGAGGCGCGCGCCGAGGCGGACGACGAGACCUCCGAGGAGGAAGAUGAGGAAGAGGAAGACGAAGAGGUACUUUCCAGCGAUGAGGACGACAUCGAGGAUAUGAACAGCGAGUAUCUAGAGAACCUCGCGCGCAUGGCGGUUAAGACGAGCGCAGCGCAGGGCGUCGACAUGACCGCCAAGAUCGACGACUACACGGACAGUGAUGACGUUAGUUCAUUAGACGACGAGGACUACGAGCCCGAGGACCCCGCUAUCGAGUGCUACACGACGCCGCUCGACGAGAAAGACUGCCCCAUCGAUGAGUACAUCAAGUUCAAGAACACUUUGUCAGCGUUGUCGACGACGGAGCCGGCGCUGUACCACGCGCUGACGAGCGUGCUCAACGAGGAGCAGCACAAGCAGCUGAGCGCGGUGUUCGUGCUCGCCGACCAGCGCAAGGCGCAGCAGGACAGCAAACGCAUCGAGCAGAGCGGAGGUUACUCAUUCACGGUGCCCGCCCAAGUCCCGACCAAGUUCAAAUUCGGCUCAUAAAUUAAUUGUUUAUAAAUGUUACAAUUAUCACUGCAUAUAUACAGAACAUCCGUUCUUAGUUCCUUAUCAAAAUAUAUUAUCUGAUAACAAAAUGGUUAUAUAUUAUGACAUAUGACAACUGGCUAUAAUGUGUUAUGUACUUUCUUCUUAAUAGUGUUUUCUUUUUAUAUUUAAAUUAAUUAAUAUGUGUUGGUUAAAAGAAAAUUAUUAUUUAUUAAUUUCGUUAUCGAAAUAGUCUUGAGUUUUUGUUUUCUAAUUAAAUCAAGCCAGUACAUUGUUAUCGCGUGUGUACUAAUGUGGAAAAUGAAAUAGAAUAGCACAAUUAUAUAAUUAUAAUGCAUGAAAGAAAUCCAUUCGAUUUGAUCAAUAAUUAUUGAUUAAUUAGCAUGAAAUUGCUUGAUAAAAACAGCCUAAAUUCAUAUGUAAAAUUAAUACAAGAGCUAUAAUCAACGUAACUGUUAUCCGAUUUAUAAAUAAAAUAAGAAUUAAAAAUGACUGUCAUUUGUUUUAAUUUUCGUACUUUAAUUAAUAUUUGACAAUAUAUAAAUACAUAUAUUGUUUGUUAAAUUAAUUUAGUUGUACUUAUUGAGAAAAGCAAACAAGACUAUUUCGAACUAAGAACGAGAUGUUGGUAAAUAAAUGGAAAAAUUUGAGAGUCCAAUUCGACGACCGCAAUAAACUAUUAAUAAAAUGCAAUGUGUUAACGAAUGGGCAGAUAGAAUUACAAUCUCAUUUAGAAUAAACGGAUCGGAAAGCAAAGCCUUUAAUAUCAAAUACAUGAAAAGCAUUUAGAGUAUCUUAUUGAGCUUCACACGAAUCGACACCGCGCAAUAUUUCUGUCGAUAAUCGAUAAAAAAAAAACACUUCGAUCAAUAAAAUAAAUUGUGAUAAAAAGGGAUCUUCUUACCAGUGUGGUGCACAUAGUGAAAAAUGCAUUUAGAAUGAUUUGUAGUUUACGUCUUUAUAAACUAACACCUAGAAUGAGCUUGAGAUGUAGAGGACAAACCAAAAAUCGAUAAAUUAAGCUAACUUUUUACAUGGCUGAUUUGGUUUACCUCUAACCUGAAUGCUUGUUACAACACGUACAUUGCUGUGUGAAUUAAAUUUUAAUGAAAUGAUGUAAUUAUUAUAACUAAUUCUGUUCUGUUCUAUAGAAUAAUAUCGGAUUUUCAAUGAUGUUGUGAUGCCAAAUGAAGUUUUCAUUAGGUGGUAACCCUCGACGUUCUGUCAUCCAUGGUGCUGUGUUAUUAAGACAGCAACUUGUCCAGGAUGCCACGCAUAGCUUUUCGUUGAGAAAACAAAACUCGGAGACGACGUUUGUCAACCUUAACAUAUUUAAAGUGUGCAUAAUGUAAUGGAUUCGAAAAAUCCAGAACAUGGAUUUAUUGAAGGUCUCGAACAUGGGGACAGCAUUUGACCUAGGAUUCAAGUUUAUGGAGCGGGUCCAAUCAGAAGAAUUAUGUUAAUUCUCAAUACUGAUCUGACUAAAUGCGGAUUGAUAGAUCUGCGAGGGCUCUUACGAGCUUUAUGUGACUAUUAUCACACUACCAAUUGGUGUUACAAUCGAUAACAUUUAUAUAUCAUAGUUAAUCGCCACAUACAUUUUAGAUGUUGUGUGUUUUAAUAAAAAAUAAUAAAAAUCAUUGGAUGUCGUAAACGAGGGCGAAGUUCACAUGAACAUAUCUGAAUCGACGACAUCGAUUCGAGUUGCCAUCCCAAAAAAAUAUGUUAUAACUACUGAGUAUAUAUCGAUAAAUGUGCUAAAUGUGUUGUUUAAACGUAUUUAAACGAUAUAAGAUCCGUGGUGUGUGUGUCGCCGCGCGGCGAUUUAGUGCUAAUAAGUUCCUCGGUAUCAAUAUUCUUGGUAGAUCUUUACUCGUUAGGCCUACAAUUUAAUAAUCAUACCUGUUUUAUUUACAUACACGCUGUUAUUGCACUUGCCUGACUUGUUUUCCAAAUUUUGACAAUCGACAUGAUUUUGUUCGUCAUAUCACGCUUUAUGCACAUUAAUUUAAGAGGCCUGUAUAUGCUAUUGUUGUAACGAUUGUUAAAAUUAGGUAAAGGCAAAUGGUUAAACAAUAUUAAAUUUACUAUCUACAAUCUACAUAUUGGAUGUCUAUUGUCUAGUCUGGUUUUCUUAUCCGGCAAUAAGUAGUAGAGACUUAAUACAUAUUAAUGUUAUUUUGUUGAUAGGUAUUUUUUCAAUUGAAGAAAUAUAAAUGUAUUAACGUUAUAUAUUUAUAUAGAACACAUUGCUGUUGCAUUCUGGUUUUUAAUUAGUUAAUUUUUUAUUAAAAUAUUUAAUAACUGACAUAAGUAAGACGUGCCAGUGGGCAUGCCGCGGCGGUGGAGCUCGCUCUACGAUUGUAAUUGUCGAUAAUAUUCGAUUGUGAUUAAAGGAGAUUGUUCUGCAUCGCACCAGAAGACUUUGGAAUUAAGGGCCAAGCUCAUAAUAUAUUUUUGUUACGAUAUAGUUGAAGUUAGACGCGCGCCGGCAUUAGCCGCGUAAGGCGGCCGAUAAUGAGAGACGCUUGUCGCCCGACUGGGGGUACCGUAAGUGUCUGCUACUAAAUUACAUUUCUAAACUGAUGCAUUAUGGAAUUUUUUGUUACAUAUUUAAUUAUUUGUUCUUUGAAAAUUGCGUACAUUUGCCAAUUAUAGUAAAAUGACGGGAAAUAUCAUUGGAUUAUCCGCAUCAUUUGUAUUAUUAUUAUUCUAUAAGGCAGCUUAGAUGUACCUAUACACAAUUAAAAAUAAUCUGUAUUUUUA